This is a messenger RNA of Rhagoletis zephyria (snowberry fruit fly), 814 nucleotides long. RefSeq lists its product as uncharacterized. The record is from RefSeq and is a predicted model, not a curated record. NCBI's taxonomy places the organism in Eukaryota, Metazoa, Arthropoda, Insecta, Diptera, Tephritidae. Gene Ontology annotation, cellular component: nucleus.
AUGGAAAUUACAUUGAAAGUGCUAAACAUUUUUAUAUUCGGCCUUAUGCUAGAUAUCGUCAUCGUCAGUAAAACCAACGAUACGGUAACCUUGGUAUUCCGUUCAUCUUCUUUGGCAGCACUGUCGUCAAAUGGCGUUACUGUGCAAAAAGGGGUUAUUCACAACACAUCCAAAGAAGAUUGGGAGCUCGCAACGAAAAUUAAUGCAGUUGGACCACCAGUGCGAGAUGGCAAUGGCUGGUACAAGGUAUGGAAAGAUCUGAAAUUAAAAGUUAAAAAGAAAAUGAUCCAUAACAAAAAAGAGGCAAGAUCAACCGGCGGAGGAAUUUUUAAUCAAAUGGCAUUGGCUCCACUUGAAGAAACCGUGGCAAAUUUAAUGGGAUUUGAAGAAUUGCUAAAUCCAGCUGGUUACGUGUAUGGUGUUGCGAACGAACCAACAAGUCCCCGCUCUGCGGCUACUACCGCCACAGAUUGCGAUGAGCCCAUUCUCGCAUAUUCACGUGCAACCAACUUAGCAGCAGCCGCUACAAAUGAUGAUGAGGCGAUUGCCGGACCUUCGCGUAUUACAAACGCCGCACAGCCACCUCGUAGGAAAGCGAACCCCAAAGAGGAUAAAAUGAAACUAGUGGAUGUACAAACAACAGCACUGAAACAAAUUAAAAAAAUUCCGGAAAAAAGUGCUCGGUACCAGCGUAGACAAUACCGCCUGGCGGAGGAACAACGGAAGCUGUUAAAAGAACGAGAAGAGGAGACUUUCAAGAUAGAUAUACAAAAAAAAAAAAAAUAGAAAUACUGCAAAAUCAAUUAGAUAAUUA